AUGUAUUGCAAACCGCACUCCUUCAACGGCUCCGAAGGAGCAGUGAGCCUUCUUCACUGGAUCGAGAAGGUCGAGUCUGUGUUCAUGAUGUGCGAAUGCCCUGCUAACAAUUGGGUGAAAUUUGCUACUAGUACCCUAGAGGGAAACACACUUUCUUGGUGGAAUGCACAGGUUCAGAUGCUCGGAUUAGCAGAUGCCAAUGCCACUCCUUGGAAUGACUUCAAGGAUCUGAUCAAGAAAGAAUAUUGUCACAGGGAUGACAUCUAUAAACUCGAGACGGAAUACUACGAUUUAAAGAUGGUUGGAUCUGAAAUCGAGGCGUACACCAAAAGGUCCAACAGUUUGGCUGCACUAUGUCCCAACAUGUCACAGCCUACUUACAAGAGGAUUGAGCUUUAUCUCAAGGGCUUAGUUCCCCAAAUCCAAAGUUUGGUGACUUCAGCUAAUCUUCCCAUGAUCCAGCAAGUCGUCCGUCUAGCACACCGUCUCACUGAUCAAGCUAUGGAACAGGGCAAGCUGCCCAAAUGCAUCAAUACUACUACUACUAUUGAUACCCCUAGUGACAACAAGCGCAAAUGGGAUGGUAACCAAGGCAAAGACCCUAACCCCACAUAA
Molecule: messenger RNA, 615 nt
Organism: Helianthus annuus (common sunflower)
Lineage: Eukaryota; Viridiplantae; Streptophyta; Magnoliopsida; Asterales; Asteraceae
Exons: 1
Coding region: 1-615 (204 amino acids)
Source: RefSeq, a predicted model, not a curated record